AUGAAUUUAAAUGAUAAUAAUAUAAAUUAUAUACUUAAUUCUAUUUUAGAUAUGACAGAUGGUGUUGGUCACAUAUGGAAAGUGGUAGAUGAUGACAAUUUGGUAUCAGAAGGAACAUUAAACACAGAAAGA
This is a messenger RNA of Cetraspora pellucida, 132 nucleotides long. Lineage: Eukaryota; Fungi; Glomeromycota; Glomeromycetes; Diversisporales; Gigasporaceae. The record is from the annotation of a GenBank genome assembly.